Pseudonaja textilis is the source of this 1225-nucleotide messenger RNA. It is a transcript of the gene COMMD8, whose product is annotated as COMM domain containing 8. Lineage: Eukaryota; Metazoa; Chordata; Lepidosauria; Squamata; Elapidae. The record is from RefSeq and is a predicted model, not a curated record.
UGCAAAAAAUAAAAAAUAAAAAAAGAGAGAGAGCUGGGUGGACCCCGUCGGCACGUUUGCGUCUGCGUAGGACAAGAUGAAGCUCUUGGGGAAAUUGCCCGCGGCCGAAACGGCGAAGUUCUUCCACAAAGUCAUCGAUGGGCUCUGUGGCCAGGCUUUUCCCCAGCAUCGAGAUUACGACGCGAUUUGGAAUUUAACAGAAUGGAUGGAGGUGCUAGAAGAAACUGCGUCGUACUUCAGGAAAACUGUUGGAAAAGAUCUUUCUGAGGAGGAGGCUGUUCGGCUGUUGGCAGAGUUAAAUCCCGACACGCAAAGAACAGCGCUGACUUGCUUGAAAGCCAGAAAACCUGAUAUCAGGCAAGCCCUGGUUGGAAACACAAAUGCCAUUUGUUCUUCCCAGCUCCUGAAUUUUGACUGGCAGCUCAAGCUCGCCCUUUCUAGUGAUAAAUUGUCCAUGCUCCAGAUGCCGCUUUUAAACCUGGAUCUGGAUUUGUCGAAGGAUGGGGACCUCAAAUUCACCUCUGUGGAAAUGAACAAAGAAGAAUUACAGACUCUGAUAAAUGCGUUGGAAGCAGCGAACAAGGUUGUUUUACAGCUGAAAUGAUUCCGGAUUCAGAGCUUCCCAGUAAGGAGAAAUGAGAUAUUUAUUCUAAAAUGCAAAGGGAAUUUACAUCCCCACCCCCCCAGAGAUGGAAAAUUCAGCACAUGAAAGAAGAUGAGGAUUUUUAAUUGCAAGCUUACCGAGACUGCUGAUCCACAUUAGACCAAAAUUAAGUACAUUUAGGCUAAAUUGCCAAACUGGGACAGAGCUUGAAUUGUUACAAUAUGUCUGAAAACUUUUGAAGAAAUGAAGGUGCUGAAAAUUCACUGGCUUUCUUACUCCAUUAGCAAACAUUGCGUCAAAUUGUUUAGGGCAAAAGAAAAGAAAUUUCUUACUUUUUUUUUCCAAUUCGCUUCGGAUUUGUUAAAACAAUUACAUAUUUUGACUACCGUGGGAUGGUUAUCCUGGAAAGCGAAAUGCUUUGUUUCUAACUUGCCUAAGAAUAAUAUUUUCCAGGUCUAACUGAGCUCUGUCCACAAAUUCAGAGGAAGGCAUUCACUUAAUUAAAAACAUCCAGUUUGAAAGUGACAUUAGGAACAAUUCCCAUUCAUGUCAAGUGGAUUUAAGACAUCAGAGUAAGACUUGUACGUGGGAGAAAUCAAUAAAUGUUUUUGUAACCAGGUA